AUGGUUGCCCAGACGCUGACCCUUCGCAAUUUCACGUCAACUCCGCUGGAGUUGAAGAACAUCGAGCGCUUUGCUCCCCAAGAGAAGCACAAAGACAAUGGCGGGUUCCACGCAAUGGCCAUGAAUCUAACCCGGAAAGUGACUGAAGCUGCGACGAAUGUCACUCGUGCUGCCAAUACUGCUCAGCCGCUUGCCCCCGAUGCAAGCCCAUUUGCCCGCCAGGAUGUUGAUAUUCGCGUCGAUCCGUUCGCUACCAACCAGACAGAGGUCAAGACCUUUGAAAAUGACGACAAAGAGCGCCUACGCCUCACAUUUGAGGUCGAGGGCGAACGACACCUCAUCACUGUGCCCGUGCCAACCGUUGAGUCGGCCGAGAUGCGAUGUCUGACUGACAACCCGCGCCAUCGGUUUACCGGAGUCUAUCUCACCCAAGAGUCGUGCCUCGCGAUAUUCUCAUCUGCACGGCUCAAUGCAUGGAUGCAAGAAUUACGGGAUGAGACCUUGCUUUCUUCCUUGUCGGUUCCCGGCACCCAUAAUUCUCCCACUUGCCAUGUUGCGCCUCCCUCAGUUCGUUGCCAAGCAGUCAGCCCAAAGGUGCAAUUAGAGAAUGGCGUGCGAUUCUUCGACAUCCGCGUGCAGCCCCAGAACCCGGAUGAUCCGUCCAAGGACGAGCUAGUUCUCGUCCAUAGCGCCUUUCCAAUCUCUCUCACUGGAAAUAAGUACUUCAGGGAUCUCAUGAAUGAGGUAGAUGACUUUCUCAACCACAAUCCUUCUGAGACUCUGAUCGUUUCCUUGAAACGAGAAGGAACGGGCAAAGCUACGGAUGAGCAGCUGAGUCGCAUUGUCCGUGAUCAUUACGCAACCCCGGAGAGCCGUUGGUAUACGGAUCCAAAUGUGCCAACUUUGGGCGAGGUCCGAGGCAAGAUUGUUCUUGUGAGACGUUUCAACCUCGAAGAAGGGCUGAAAGGCGAGCACGAGGGACGAGGAUUUGGCAUCGACGGCGGUGGAUGGGCUGACAAUACCCCAAACGCCACCUGUCCAGCCGGCGAACUCUGCAUUCAGGAUUUCUACCAGGUUAUGGAAAGCGAAAACAUCGACACGAAGAUUCAGUAUGUGACUGAACACAUCUCACGAGCGGGUGCCGUUCGUUACCCUUUUGGACGUGGUGGUGACCCCAACCAGAAGUAUCCCUUCUUCGUCAACUUUCUUAGUGCAAGCAAUUUCUGGAAAACCCAGACCUGGCCCGAGAAGAUUGCUGCCAAGCUGAACCCGGCUACAGUUAAAUAUCUCUGUUUGGAUCAUUGCAAUCACCCGGAUGGCGACUGGGGUACCGGUAUUUUGGUAACUGACUGGGUCGGGUUGGAUGGUGACUGGGAUCUUGUCAGGUGCAUUGUGGGAAUGAAUGCGAAGUUGAAGCUGAGAGAGAACUAG
Molecule: messenger RNA, 1431 nt
Organism: Talaromyces atroroseus
Lineage: Eukaryota; Fungi; Ascomycota; Eurotiomycetes; Eurotiales; Trichocomaceae
Exons: 1
Coding region: 1-1431 (476 amino acids)
Biological process (GO): lipid metabolic process
Molecular function (GO): phosphoric diester hydrolase activity
Source: RefSeq, a predicted model, not a curated record